Oncorhynchus nerka (sockeye salmon) is the source of this 3983-nucleotide messenger RNA. Its product is annotated as inward rectifier potassium channel 2-like. The record is from RefSeq and is a predicted model, not a curated record. Gene Ontology annotation, biological process: regulation of monoatomic ion transmembrane transport; potassium ion import across plasma membrane. Lineage: Eukaryota; Metazoa; Chordata; Actinopteri; Salmoniformes; Salmonidae. Bases 460 to 1737 code for a protein of 425 amino acids. The transcript has 2 exons. Gene Ontology annotation, cellular component: plasma membrane. Gene Ontology annotation, molecular function: inward rectifier potassium channel activity.
GACCAGUCAUUUUAGUGACAUGAGGAACUGUCGGUUAUCGCUGUCAUCAUAACAAGACAACUACUUAAAAACAGAAACAAACGGUUUGAAAAGUGUGGAUACCAGAGAACAUAACUUCUGGAAUAUAAUUUAAACUAUCCGUUGAUCCGGUCUACAAAUGAGCAACUGCAUACGUCAUUGCUGGGGUCCACACAAUAAUCGGGUCGCCCGAUGAGAGAGCGCUGAUCAACUCAUCAUCCUCAGCCCUGUGGAUACCAGAGGCCGUCAAGGACCGAGAGAGAGAGAGGCUUUGUCUCCUCCUCCCUCCGUCCCCCUGUCCGCCUCACUUCACCACCCCAUUUCCUGCUUGAGUUGGUCCCCCUUAGCGUUUCAAAACUGUUUCUCCAACGGUUUUUCCAAAAACUCAGACUGUUUUCCAAAGCAGAAGCAGCGCCACAGCCCUCCCACCAGAACGAGGUGAUGGGAAGUGUGCGAGCCAACCGCUACAGCAUAGUGUCAACCGAGGAGCACGGCAUGAAGUUGGCCACUGUGGCAGUGCCCAACGGGUACGGCAAGGGCAAGGUGCACACGAGGCACCAGCCCCAGAGCCGCUUUGUCAAGAAGGACGGUCACUGCAACGUGCAGUUCAUCAAUGUCUCUGAGAAGGGCCAGCGUUAUCUCGCCGACAUCUUUACGACCUGUGUGGAUAUCCGCUGGCGGUGGAUGUUCGUCAUCUUCUGCCUGGCGUUCCUCCUGUCGUGGCUGUUCUUCGGCUGUGUCUUCUGGCUGGUCGCCAUCUUCCAUGGGGACCUGGAGAACGACGCCCAGAAGUGUGUCUCCAACGUUAGCAGUUUUACCGCAGCCUUCCUCUUCUCCAUCGAGACCCAGACCACCAUCGGCUAUGGCUACCGCUAUGUAACCGACGAGUGUCCUGUGGCGGUCUUCAUGGUGGUCUUCCAGAGCAUUGUGGGCUGCAUCAUUGAUGCCUUCAUCAUCGGCGCCGUCAUGGCCAAGAUGGCCAAGCCCAAGAAGAGGAACGAGACGCUGGUGUUCAGCCACAACGCUACAGUGGCUAUGAGGGACAACAAGCUGUGUCUAAUGUGGCGCGUGGGGAACCUGAGGAAAAGCCACCUGGUGGAGGCCCACGUUCGGGCACAGCUCCUCAAGUCGCGCACCACUGCAGAGGGGGAGUUCAUCCCUCUGGACCAAGUGGACAUCGACGUGGGCUUCGACAGUGGAGUCGACCGUAUCUUCCUGGUGUCCCCCAUCACCAUCGUCCACGAGAUCAGCGAGGACAGCCCAUUCUAUGACAUGAGCAAGCAACAGCUGGAGACGUCCGAGUUUGAGAUCGUGGUGAUCCUGGAGGGGAUGGUGGAGGCCACGGCUAUGACCACCCAGUGCCGCAGCUCCUACCUGGCCAGCGAGAUCCUCUGGGGCCACCGCUUUGACCCGGUGCUCUUCGAGGAGAAGAGCUACUACAAGGUGGACUACUCUCGCUUUCAUAAGACUUACGAGGUGCCCAGCACUCCGCUGUGCAGUGCCAGAGACCUGGCAGAGAAAAAAUACAUCCUGUCCAGCUCCAACUCCUUCUGUUACGAGAACGAGGUGGCGCUGACUAACAAAGAGGAGACGGAUGAGGGGAACGGGGGUAGCGUGGGCCCAGACGUAACUCACACAGACAAUAUCUCAGACUCUGCACGUCACCAGGCCACUGUGCCACUAGAGUCCAGGCCCCUGAGGCGAGAAUCUGAAAUAUAACUGUGCAGAGACUUCAAACCACCUCACAGAGAAGAAGUUUCUGAUUCUAGAUUCACGUCUUGUUGUUCCAAAAGGCACAUUGAGCUGAGCUGGGCCUUGUGUAAAGGACAGAUUCAUGCCGAAGGUACUGCUGUGGGAACGGGGUAGCCGGGGACUUGUAUGUAAUAGUUUCUUAAAACAAUGUAAUUGAUUAUUACAACAAAAACAGCACUAUGAAAUGUGCAUAGAUGAAGGAAAAUGUUCUUGAAAAAUGGUUCCCACAAGAAAAUGAAAAGUAUACAUCUCUUUAGCAUCAAUGGAUAGACAGGAACAUGCAUCUAUAUAACAUUGGAAGGGAUGUUAGAUAUAAUGACUUGAAAUUAGCAGACAUGUCUCUGUAUCUGUCCAGCAAAUAAUGAACAAGAUGGUUUUAAGAACUAUAGUUUUGAUUUCUAUUCACUGCCCUUAAGUUGAAAAGAAAAAUGCUGCUAUAUGCAAAUUCUCUACUUUCUCGUUUCAGAGGAACUGGGGAAAAACAAACAAAGAUGUCCACCCAUAGAGUAAGAGAGACAUUUUGAAAGUUCUGCUCUUUCAGAGUGAAAACCAAAUAUGUUUUUAUUUAGCUAAUUUGCACUUUUUAAUUGAUCAUGGGCAACCAUCUCCAAAGUACUAUAAAGUUAUUUAAUGUUUAUCCAAACAAUUAAGCUGUAAUUCAGCCCUUUUUCUUUAUAAUAAGAUUGGAAUUUAUCACCAAUUUUCCAGUGAAUGCACAACUGAUUUUGGCUUUGACUAGAGCCUCAUGUUGCAGUGAACUGGGCGAUCUUUGAAGGCUUUAGUGAAUUGCACCAAAGGAAAUGUAGCUCAAUGUAGCUUUAACCUAUUGGAGAAAAUACUAUGCAGCUGUUGUAAAGUAGCGGAACAAAUCCUUAAAAAAAAAUACUAAAUGAUCAAUUUGAUACCUUUUUAUAUGAACUGCUACUUCAAUACAGUACUUAUCCAAAGCAGAUAUUUGAACCUGUAUGGACUUUUGUUAUUUGAGCUGGUCUCAUAACAGACAUACAACAUAACAUACUGUACAUGUAAGGGCCGUUCAAUGCUGGUCAAUUCAAUAGAAACAUGCCUGUUUUCUGUUUUGUGUGAAGGAAAUGAGCAGGGUGGUAUUAGUAUUGAAAUUUAGCAUAACUGAAUUAAUACCUACAAGACAAGGGGGGGUGAAAAUGAGCAUACAAAUGUUCUCAAAAAGUGCUGCUAUGUUGUUGCAUUUUGUAGGGUUUGAUAACAGAAGAAGCCGAAGAGUAUUAUUAUCAUCAUAAUAAUUGUUGAGUGUCUCAUCCAUUUGUUAAUGGUAGAAGUAGAGCAUUUUUCAAAAGUAAAAAAAAAUGUAGAGGAAAUAUUUAUUUUCCAACACUCCUUUUAGAUGUGUUCACAGCACUUAAUUGGAACUCAUUCAGCAUAAGACUGAAAUAAUCUCACUGUGAUACAGUCAUGAUACGCAAAGUUAUGAUGAGAGGCUUUCAGUAAAGUGUUACCGUCAUUUUCAUAUUCAAAGCCAAAGAUCUAAGCCAGACUAGACUAGAUCAGCAACAUGUUUUAACAGUUGUUCUUAGGUGUUAGCACAUGCUCAGAAAAUAACUCAAGUACAGUGUUACAAUAGUUAUUUUUCAGUAAAAAAUAUGUUCAAGCAAAACAACAAUCAGUUUCGUCUUAGUACUUAGGUCGUCGACAAUUCUGCCAUCACAAAAAGAGAAUAUCUUCUCCUAACUUCUCUUUAAAUAAGGAGAGUAUAAAAUGCAAUGCAUCUACCCCUCUAUCAUACCCUAUCAAUGUCUUUGCUCUUCAUGAACGUGUACUUAUAUCCAGAGUAUGCCUAAGGAUUACCAUGCCUUGAUAUCAAAUGUUAUUUUAUUUUUCAUUUUAAGUUGUUUAUUGUUUUACUUGGGAAUCUUGGAUUGGAAAACAUGGUUUAAACUAAGCCAACAGUACUGUAACCUAGGCAUAUUAAUAAGAUAUAUUGAAAGCCUAUAGAGUUUGCAUUAUGGCAAAUCUAUCUCCUAUUUCUUUGACUGAAGGCCAUUCGGCUAAAAUGUUCCUUUUCUUGUACAUAGACCCCCUCCCUCCCUGUUGCAGUCAUUUUGUAUCAGAGUCUUCCAGUUUUACUGCAAAACAAUGGAAUGUAAAGAUUUUAUAUUAUUAAUAAUGUUAUUAUUGUUAUUGUACAUGCUAUUAUAUUGUUACUUUUUUCAAUAAAACCUCAAUGAAUGAUCAAA